AUGGCAGAGGACAUGAAGACCUUCCCCCUUUUCUUUGAGGGGGCCCGGAUACCUAACCAUAUCAUGAAGAAAAUAACGAAACAAUUACUAUCUGCCCUGGAAUACGCACAUGCUUGUGGUGUCAUCCACACAGACAUCAAACAAAGUAACAUUAUGGUGAAAUUCCGAAAUCCAGCUAUAAUCGAUAAGUAUUUGGAAGAUUCCUUGUCAAACCCAGCUGCCGAUCUUGGAGAGUACAACUUCGAUGAUGCUUCUGAGUUGGUUCAGGCGGAUGUUGUACUAGGUGACUGGGGAUCGGCGAGUUGGGUCGAGAAGCAUCUGACAGACUUCAUUCAGCCUACAUUACUUCGCGCGCCUGAGGUUAUACUUGGGGCACCCUGGGGAACCAAAGUAGAUAUUUGGAAUCUAGGCGCCCUUCUACCCGAGCUUCUGGAUGCCUUACGCAUGUUCAAUGGUAGGGCGGAUGUUACAGGGGGUGUUUACCUUACCAAGCAUCACUUGGAGGAAAUUGAAGCCCUGUUUGGUCCUUUUCCCCCCGAGUUGUUGCAAUCUGGAAAGCCGCAAAUUGUUCAACAGUUUUUCGACAAGGAGUUCAACUUCCGUAAUUGGACCCAGAGACCACCAGCGGUACUGGAGCGAUGGAUCGAGAGUAUUGGUGGCCUCGAAAAAUCCAAUUUCCUUUCAAUGAUACGCUCUAUGUUGGUUAUCGAUCCAGAACAGCGAAUGACCGCUCUUUCUCUUCAAGAUGCGCCGUGGCUUAGUACAUAG
Messenger RNA from Aspergillus luchuensis, 768 nucleotides. RefSeq lists its product as uncharacterized. The record is from RefSeq and is a predicted model, not a curated record. The coding region runs from base 1 to 768 and encodes 255 amino acids. The transcript has 2 exons. Lineage: Eukaryota; Fungi; Ascomycota; Eurotiomycetes; Eurotiales; Aspergillaceae. Gene Ontology annotation, biological process: protein phosphorylation. Gene Ontology annotation, molecular function: ATP binding; protein kinase activity.